Ctenopharyngodon idella (grass carp) is the source of this 7647-nucleotide messenger RNA. RefSeq names its product sterile alpha motif domain containing 4A (gene samd4a). NCBI's taxonomy places the organism in Eukaryota, Metazoa, Chordata, Actinopteri, Cypriniformes, Xenocyprididae. Gene Ontology annotation, biological process: nuclear-transcribed mRNA poly(A) tail shortening; negative regulation of translation; regulation of mRNA stability. Gene Ontology annotation, molecular function: mRNA binding; protein binding; translation repressor activity. Gene Ontology annotation, cellular component: P-body. The record is from RefSeq and is a predicted model, not a curated record.
GAAGAUGAACAAAGGUCUUACGGGUUUGGAACGACAUGAGGGUGAGUAAUUAAUGACAGAAAUUUCAUUUUUGGGUGAAUUAACCCUUUAAAUCCAGUUUCUCUUUAUGUUUCUUGUGAUAUUCUCCUUUUCUACAGGCAGAACUUUUAAACUUUUGUUUAUUUUCAAGUUUAUGCAGUGCAACUGGUAAAAAUCCAGAAAUUAUAUGUAAUGCAGCAACAUGUUUUAGAUGUAUUUAUUUAUUUAAACAGCUGUAUUUAUUUUCUUGUAAUAUUGUUUAUUUAUUUUAUAUAUUAUAAUAUUUAUUUAAUUUAGCAGAUAUAUCUCUUAUAAUAUUAUACAACUGAAUUUAGCAUACCAUAUACUAAACUUUUCUAAAAUUUCCAUAUGAUCUAUCUAUCUAUCUUUCUAUCUAUCUUCUGAUUUCAAACUGUGGUAGAGCAGCGCCAUCUCAUGGACGGAAUCCACUACUUCAACGAGCCUCGCUGUAGUUGAAGAAUUCAAGGGCGGAAUCGAAUGUAUCCAAGUUUCCUUUUUCGACACUUUGUAAGCCACAUUCAGCGCGUCACUGCAGGUCAAAUUGACAAAAUUCCAUUCUAAAACAAACGUCCAGACUUCGACGACAGAACUUUUUAUCUACCCCUCCCCUCUAAACAGUUCAAACAAAACUUCCACUCCUGCUGUAACAUCGUCCAGUUUGAUGCGGACAUCUCUUGGAUUCUUUUCUCCCUAAAAAAAAAUCCCUGAUUCCCGGUCAGUCGUCUCCUGUCGGAUAAGCAAUACGAUCUGCUCCCCAACUCCAUUCUCUAUUUUUGUGCUUCCUUGUGCUGCCAAGCCCCUGACGUAAUGCUCCGUGUUAAUUAUUAGCAUGUGGGAAGCGAUGCCGAGACUCUCCUCUGCUGCUUAAACAAGAGCGACUGACUGCGGGGAGAAAAACCUCGUCAAGAUGGCCAAACACACUGACCCAGAGUGAAGGGGCACCGCUCCCCGUCCCGUCCAGUCCUGUCCUGUCCCGCGACCAGCACCAAUGCAACUGCGCCUUUAGAAAGAAGAUGUUCUCUGUGGAAAAUGCCAUCAAGACUAAAGCUGGACAGUCACUGUAUGCUGGAGGAAAGCUAAGGAAAGUUUUGUAAGCCAGAAAGUGGCCAGAGGGCAGGAGAGCUCUGACGAAUACCAUAUCAAAAGCUUCAAACAGGGAAUUCCUACCACCAAGCCUAACUCCAAAACCCAAGAACAAAGAUGCAAUAUGUUGGUACCUACUAGCAAAUAAAAUCUCAAAGAGCUAUUCUCUGUCAAACCUCAAGUGAGGGCGAAAGCAAGUGUGUUUUUGUAUGGUGAGUCUCCAUUAAGCUGCAAAGCAACGUCAUUGGGUUGUGGCCAUCUCUCUCUCCCCCUCUCAACGACCCUGAAGUCUUGGUACCGUGAGCCUGCCCACCAGAUCAUGAUGUUUCGUGACCAGGUGGGAGUCCUCGCUGGCUGGUUUAAGGGUUGGAACGAGUGUGAACAGACAGUGGCGUUACUGUCUCUCCUAAAGCGGGUCAGUCGGACCCAAGCACGCUUCCUUCAGCUCUGUCUGGAGCAUUCCUUGGCUGACUGCACCGAGCUGCAUGUUCUGGAAAGGGAGGCCAAUAAUCCAGUGGUGAUCAGUCAGUGGCAGAGUGAGCCGAAGGAACGAGUCAUCUCUCUGGUUCUGACCCACCUGCCUCUCCUAAAACCAGGCAACGUCGAGGCCAAGGUGGAGUACAUGAGUCUCCUGCCGAAGAUCUUGAGCCACACUAUCGAACAUGGCCGGCACUUGGAGGAAAGCAGGCAGCUUCUGUCCUACGCUCUCAUUCACCCUGCAACCUCCCUCGAGGACCGGGCGAACCUCGCCCUCUGGCUCAACCACCUGGAGGAGCGGGCGGCUGCCCGAGGAGCAGGAGACUCCCUUGAGCGUGUACCUUCAUCUCACCACGGGCAGCCUCCGCACCUCUACCCCCACCACCAGCGCUACGGGUCAGAUGACCGUCUCAAUGGCUGGCAGAGCUCGAGAGACUCUGGGCUCGGAAGUUGGCAGCAGCAGCAACAGGGCUGUGAAAACGGCCAUCUCUCACUGUACCCAUCAUCCUCUGUGCCCUCCACUAUCAACGCUGUAGGUACAGGCAGUGGGACCAACACAAUCCUGUCGGGUGGGCAGCACAGUCCUCUGAGGCGUUCUGUGUCUCUGACCCCUCCGAUGAGCGGCGGAUCUAACCAGCCUCUGGGGCACGGAUGGCUCUCCCAGGAGGACCUGCGUCCCCGCGGGCCAGCCCCCGACCACGCCCCCAUCUCUCCUCAGAGCAGUGUGGCGUCCUCGGGCAGCGGAGGCAGCGAGCACCUGGAGGAACACGCUGCGGUCCGAAGUACAUUCCAUGAGGAAGGCAGCGGAAUGAGGGAUGUGCCGGCAUGGCUGAAGAGUUUACGUCUCCAUAAGUACGCUGGGCUCUUCUCCACCAUGACAUAUGAUGAGAUGAUGUCACUGACGGAGCAGCAGCUGGAAGCUCAGCAAGUCACUAAAGGGGCACGGCACAAGAUCAUCAUCAGUAUUCAGAAGCUGAAAGACCGACAAAAUAUGCUGCGCUGUUUGGAGAAGGACAUUUUGGAGGGAGGGAAUCUACGUGCUCCUUUGCAGGAGCUCCACCAGAUCAUCCAGACGCCCAUUAAAACCUGCAGCACAGAGGAUUCAUCACAGCGCCACCUGCUGAGCGCAGAGGGGAAGAGCAGCAUCGCCAGCUCCCACCUGGGCGGAGGAGAGACGGAGGGCAGCUCCACGGUCAUAGCUGAGGGGGACAUCCCUGCUCAGUUUACUCGCGUCAUGGGCAAAGUUUGCACACAACUCCUCGUCCGGGUCGAUGAGGAGAACAUUAGUUCCUACCUACAGCUUAUUGAUAAGUGCCUAAUCCAUGAGGCCUUCACAGAGACACAGAAGAAGAGGUUGUUGUCAUGGAAACAGCAAGUGCAGGUGCAAUUCCGGUCAAUUUCACGAAAAACUCUACUGGACUUAACAGGACAGAGACGAAGCAGCCGUUACGGUCAGUCCAACUCCCUCCCAACCACGGGCUGUGUAGGCAGCGGCGUUCCCACCCGGAGAAACUUGCGGCAGUAUCAGAUGCGGAGUUUGCCUGGUGUAAGACCUGGCAUUUUGGGUACCACCGGCCUGUUUGGACCAACCCCCCGGAGCGGCAGCAGCACCCCUACCGGCCUGAAACAGGGCAGACAGGGUUUGUGGUUUGCUAACCCAGGGGGCAGUAACAGCAUGCCCAGCCGCACCCACAGCUCAGUUCAGAGGACUCGAUCACUACCCGUCCACACCAACCCACACACCAUGGCCAUGUUCCAGCAAACAGAUUUACAGUUGCCUGUGACUGAGCCAGACAUCAAUAACCGUUUGGAGUCUCUGUGUCUCAGCAUGACCGAACACGCUCUGGGAGAUGGCGUUGAUCGAACUUCAACCAUCUGAGAGAAAAGAAGAGGGGGCGCACAGGGAGACGGCAUGCCUGGCAGCAGGGGGAAAGGUCAUCAAGAGGUCACGAGCCCCUCUGUCUAUAAACUCCCCCCUCUCCAUCUGCUCACCUACCAAUGCAAUAGCCAAUAGGAGAGGUGGGGCGUGGUCUACACAGUGCCAUUCACACAAGCAAGUUCCGUCACCAUGACUACUUCAGUGUGUUUACAUUCGAUUUUGGGAGAAAAUCACAUCUUCAACACUUCCAUAGAAAAACGCAGCAAAGGGUCUUCGUGAAGGCAGGCCAUUAGAGGGGUCUGUAAAUCAACGGAGACAACUCGAAGCGUUCAGUUGGCUGUCUGGGACGUCACGAAAUCCAAACCAACCAGCAGACGAAAGCAGAUCAAGACAUGUAGUAACAGAUUAGAUUUCUGUACCUCUGUGCAGAUGCUAAAAAUAUUAUGUCACCGUAUGUUUACACAUAAUACUGUCAAGGAUAUCAGAACAGUAGUUGUUUUCAGGUGCGUUGUUAAAAUCCGAGGACGGUGUACAGCUUUAGGUUUCUAAGCGGCUUCAUAGUUUACAAUUGUGUUUGUAUUUACAGUUUUGUUGUUCUAGUUUUCUUUUGUGCCAGCAGGAAAAAGCUGAUUUACAACACUACAAAGACAGUCAGAGCUACGGAUGGUACUCAGAAGAAAGAGAGGGAACGUGAGAGGGCCGAUGGGAAAGGAAACAGGAAGUGAUGUGAGUGGAAGGGUCUGUGGAGGGAGCGGGGAAUUCUGACGUAAGGAACAGAGGUCGAGGGAGAUCAGGAGGUCAGAGGAGUGGAAUAUGGGAGAAAUGCCAGCAAAUGCAAGUAGAUGGAAAGGUUGAAAAGGAGCAGGUGAACGCGUAGGUCAGAGGUGCACAGGUCUGGGCAGAAUAUGCAGAAAUAUUAUAUUAUAUAAUAUAUAUAUAUAUAUAUAUAUUUUUUUUUAUUGCAAUAUAUUUUAUUUAUUUAUAUAUAAAAUAAAUAUAAUAUAAAUAAAAUAUAUUUCAAUUUAAAUAAAUAAAUAUAUAUAUUUUAUUUUAUUGCAAUAUAUUUUAUUUAUAUUAUAUAUAAAAUAAAUAUAAUAUAAAUAAAAUAUAUUUCAAUUUAAAAUAUUUUUUUAUUGAAAUAUAUUUUAUUUAUAUUAUAUUUAUUUUAUAUAUCAAAAUAUAUAAAAUAAAUAUAAUAUAAAUAAAAUAUAUUUCAAUUACAAAAUAAUAUAUAUACAUUUUAUGGGUGGCUUAAAGCAUACUGUGGGAAUUUCCAGAGUUUUCUACAGAUUCUGUCUGGGCCUAGAGAUAUAUUAAAAUGUUUUACAGAUCAUUUUUAUGCAUUGAAUUUUUUUUAUCUGUAAAUGCACAGCCAUAGAGAUGUUCGUGUAGCGUUUUUGGGAAGGAGUCGUAUGGACGUUUUUAGCUUGUGUCUGUGAAUUUGGGAUAUCACAUGUGUGGUACACUAUGUCAGCAGGACAUAGACUGUUGGAGCAACAGGGAGAGAUAUACAUAACAUUGAAAUGGAUAAGGAAAUAACACUAAUGCAACAGUUAUUAGUACAGAGCGCCGCCUUGUGGUGAAACUGUGCAAUAGUUACCAAUAAAUGAGGCUAGUCUUUUUUUUUACAGUAUUGUCUUAAUAUCAGCCAUUAGUUAAUCAUGCCAGGUAUAAAAGGUAGAAAGUUUACAAUAAGAAAUGAGCUUUUAGUUUUGGACUCUUACAAGUGAAGAUCUGAUUUUCUGCAUGAGAAGGGUCUGAGAGGGUCUUUUUUUUUUUUUGCUUUAACUGUUGUAAUCCGGGACAUUAAAGUCCCUUUAUGAGGGUGUUCAGUGAUUGGUAAUGUAUCUUAUUUAGAGUUUCUCCUAUAAUAACUUUGCUUUUCGUGCCCUUGGUGCUGUGAAUCCUUGCUGAAACCAUCAAAAGUGAAUUUGCAAUAACGUGCAAUAGACUCUCAUCAGCAACACGGUGUGAAUCAAGGGCAGAGGGGGGUGGGGGGUGUCUCUGAAAGAGGAACUGGACUAGCAAACUUUGCCCCCCCAAAUCCCCCACAAUUCCCACACCACAGGACUGUUGUACCCUGUAGUCCUCGUGUUGCCGGCCUGCAACUUGAUGCACCUACCCACACCUCAAGUGUUUUAUGCUUUUCGGCUCAUCCAAAGAAACAGGUCAUGACAGUAAACAGACAGUAAAAAGGCACUUUCACAUCCAUUGAGUGGCGACCGACACGGUUAAAGCUGCCUAAAAGAAAGAAUGUUGACUAUGCAGUGUGUGUCAGCUUCGUAAACGAGUUGGUGCCUCCAAACUAGUGCAUGAAAUGCCUUAAACAAAAUGGUAGCCGGUGUUUUACAAAGCAUGUUAGCAAACCAUCACGUGGCAUCUUGUUUAUAGAGGUGCGUUUGUUUGUGUAUUAAGCCACUCAUCACUGCCAUUUGAAACCAAUUAGCAGAUUCAAAUGAUUAUUUAUUCUUUUCUAUUAUUGAUGCAGAGGUUAUUGUAUUCAUUAGAUGUAUUAUUUAAGAUACCUUGUGUAUUAACUUUUGCUAUGGCUGGUAACCAUAAGUACAUCUCAAAUAAUAACCUAGUUAUUUUUUUUUGACGUAUUGUUUUCCCAAUUUGCGUUCUUUAUCAAAAACAAAAAAAAAACACAAAAAAAAAACAUACCUGAUAGUCAAAAGACAUGUCAGGCUUUUUUUUUUUUUUUUUUUUAAUAUUUGUUUUCUUUUCUUGUGAGUAUCUCUAAAUGCUUCUGUUUUGCUAACCCUCCCCGGAUGGUGUAUUUUAAGGAAAGUGUUUUUUAUAUAUGUUGUCACAUGUCGUAAACAAAGAGCCAGUUUUUUUCUUUCUUUCUUUCUUUCUUGAAAAUAAUUUGGAAUUUUUUUUCGCGGGUUUGCAAUUUUUCGCUGUUAUUCUGUUGUGAUUUUCACCUCAGCUGUUACGGUGUUUAAAAAUGCGUAGCGUCAUUGCGUAGUUCUACGAAGAAUGCUGCUCGCUCGCGAUUGGAUAGCGAAGUAUGACGCGAAUUCUACUACACGCGACGAGCCAAGCGAAAUUACAGAUGCUGUAACAGUGUUAAAACAUUUACAUGCUACCUUGGUAUUCCGUUAUUUACGAAGCCUUUAUCGUUUGUUUUGGGCGCGUUAGCAUAUCUGAUGCUGAUUUUUAUUUUUGUAUUAUUGUUUUUGCUUUACUACGCUCUUUGUUUUUUCCGUUGUUUAUUCUGUUUUCGUUUUGUUAUUUCAAGAGCCGAUGUCCUGUAUUGACUGCAGGCUGACGUACAUAUGCGUAUAUAUAUAAAAUAUAUAUUUUAAAAGAAUCUUAUGUUUAUGUUUAAGAUAAAACCAAAUAAAAAAGCGCGAAAAAUAAAACAAACAAAAAAACGAGCAAAAAAAUGUAAUUUAUAUUUUAGAGAUGCAUGCAAGAGGCUGGGAAGUCAUAUCUAGAAUAACAAAUGGCAGUGCCUUUUUUAUUUGUAUUCAGACAUUUACCCCAAAAUGUAAAUGAUUUUAUAUGGCUCUAAAAUAUAGAGAUAAGCCAGACGCAUUGAUGGUCGACACUUCAAAUCAUACAAAGUCCAAACGAGCUGAUUCUGAUGCGUUUGCUCCCGUUUCCAUGAGGCUCGGAAGGAGCGUGCUGGAAGUUCAUGGGAAUCUGUAUGCUUUAGGUACUUCAGUGCUGUUAUGAAGUUAUGAUUUAUAUCUGUCUGUACAACACGCAGAUGUGUAUAUAUUUUUGUUUGUACUUGUGCGAGUGUGACACUGUGUAUCCAGGUGAGAAACCGGAUUGUCUUGUAAUUUUUGUACAUACCCUCUUAGAAAAUGUUGCGUCAUAAGAUGGAUAACUUCAUCGGAGGAUGAUAUUGUUCCACUUACCUGUGAGGCGUGAGUUGCGUCUCUCUGCUCAUGUUAGCGCAGAUUUUAAACACCUUUACUGAAGUAAACAUGACUUCAGUCAAUAAAAAGAGGGAAUUCUGUAAUAUCUUUCCCUCUUUGGUUCGUGGCCUUGUGUGUUUGUGUGUUAAUGGGAGAUUAUAGCCUACUGUUUGUGUGUAUGUGUCCGUGAUGUUCUGUCCGCCAACUGAAUGUGUAUCAUUUGGGUCUGUGUUAAAUGCUUGACAUCUUUGUAAUAACCACAGACGAAAAGUAUUAAAGAGUAACUUUUGAAAAGGA